Schistocerca serialis cubense is the source of this 3079-nucleotide messenger RNA. Its product is annotated as C-factor-like. NCBI's taxonomy places the organism in Eukaryota, Metazoa, Arthropoda, Insecta, Orthoptera, Acrididae. The record is from RefSeq and is a predicted model, not a curated record. The coding region runs from base 10 to 750 and encodes 246 amino acids. The transcript has 5 exons.
ACAUUCGUCAUGAAAUCUAUUCUGAUAACUGGCUGCAAUAGAGGUUUAGGUUUGGGUCUCGUCAAUAAAUUAGUGCAAAGAAAUUCUUUAAAAAACCUGAUAGCGACUUGCCGGAACCCACAAACUGCUAAGGAUCUUAAAGAAAUUGCAGGCUGCCAUAAAAAUGUUCACAUACUAAAAUUUGAUGUGAAGGAUUUUAACAGCUAUGGUGAAUUCAGCAAAUCUGUAGCAGAUAUUGUUGGCGAGGAAGGACUAAAUGUCCUAAUUAAUAAUGCUGGUGUAUCAUCAAAAUUCACUAGGGUAAACCUAGUGAAAUAUGAACAGAUGAUGGAAAACUUUACAGUUAACACUGUGGCUCCUCUAAUGCUAACAAAGGCCUUGUUACCUCUGCUCAAACAAGCUGCACAAAAAAACUCAGCUGAAACAUUUGGUGUAAAGAAGGCAGCAGUUAUUAACAUGAGUUCUGUCCUUGGCUCCAUUGCAGAUAAUAAACAAGGAGGAUUUUAUCCCUACAGAUCUAGUAAGGCUGCUCUAAAUGCAAUCACACGUUCACUGUGUUUUGAUCUAGCUGCAGAUAACAUUCUUGUAGUGAGUAUGCAUCCUGGUUGGGUCAAAACAGAUAUGGGAGGUACAAAUGCUCCCUUAACUGUGGAACAGAGUGUAGGAAGUAUUGUGGAAACUCUUCUCAAACUUGAUAAGUCACACAAUGGUUGUUUCAUACAAUAUGAUGGAAAACAACUGCCUUGGUAACUCCAUCUACUUAAUCUCUGACAAUGUCACUAAUUCUGCAUUUGGCUGAUAAAUUGUUUAGAUAUUCUUGAGCUUGAAGACAAACAGUGCUACUCUCUUCAUAAAUUGCCAUGAAAUUCUGGAGUGAUGGUUUCUUUAAAAAUUGCAUAGGAAUAUGUAAAAUGGGAUGGUGUGCCUUAAAACCUACACUGGUUAUGGAAAAUUGCAUUCCUGAUGUUGUGUAUAAUCCAUCCACAUCUCAGUUUUGUAUAAUAUACAGUGUAACACUUUGCUCCAGAAAAAUUAAAAUUAGCUUUGAUAGACAUAGGUUUAUAUAAACUAAAAUUUGCCAGAAGAAUGAUAUUCCAUGAAGAGUAAAAUAUCUAUCUAAUAAUAUACUUUUGGAAAACUGUGUUGCUUAACUAUAUGAUUGAUCUGUUUUUUUAUGUCAAUGAAAUUUAUCCAUGUUAUCUUCUAAUGUUGAAAAAAAUUGUUUACAUAUUUAUUGAAAUUUAUACACCUUGCUAUAUUUCAUAAAUGUAUCUGUUAAAGUGUCAAAGACAACUUCAUGAUGUUCAGUGUACUUUUCUAUCAAAUGAGUGUUCUUUUUAAAUUAAUGAGAAUAUUGAGAACAUUCAACAUAUUUUUAUGAGUAUAAGAAUAGUAAAUAUUAAUCUACUGGUAUGAAUAGUCUUCUGGCAUUAGCUUAGCAACUUCAUCAUCAAGUGAUUCACGUAAUGAUGGUCUUGCAAGUUGAGAGAUUACUGGAAGAUUAAGUUUAAUGGUUUUCAUUCUUAAAUAUGAACUUUUAACUGCUGUCAAAUAACAGAAGAAUACAUUACCAUUGGUUUGCAAUAUUAAAGUGUUCAGUGCUUUCCUUUGCUAAUAUCCCACAUGUUAUAUUCACAAAUAUACUGUUUUCAAACUGUGGCUUGAAGGGAUUGCUUUACUAGUGCCUGGAUGAUAAGUUCCAUUCUUAUAUUUUAUUGUUAGAGGUUGCUACAUAUUCUGGGACCUAAAGCUACAAUUGCAUGUUAACUUUUUCUUAUAAAGCUGCAGUUAGAUGGUUACACUACAGGAGACAAAAACAGGAUUGCAUUUGUUUCUAUCAAUUUGGGCUGAACAUCUGAUGAACAGUUUGUUGUGUGUUUAUUUUUAAAAAAGAAAGAUAUUUUUGUAUGAAAUAUCAUUUUUGCAGGUUUUAACAUAAAUAUUUAUGCUUUUAGUUUAUAUUAGUUUGAAACAUAGAUAUUAUACUGUUAUUACUUUCUAUCUUCUUACAAGGGAACCUCCCCAUCGCACCCCCCUCAGAUUUAGUUAUAACUUGGCACAGUGGAUAGGCCUUGAUAAACUGAACACAGAUCAAUUGAGAAAACAGGAAGAAGUUGUGUGGAACUGUGAAAAAAUAAGCAAAAUAUACAAACUGGUCAUCAGUCUUGGCCACAUAGGCAACAUAAAGGAGAACGUGAGCUCAGGAGCGCCGUGGUCCCUUGGUAGAGUGAGCAGCUGCAGAAGGAGAGGUCCUUGGUUCAAGUCUUCCCACGAGUGAAAAUUUUACUUUCUUUAUUUUUGCAUAGUUAUUAUCUGUCCGUUCGUUCAUUGACGUCCCUGUUCACUGUAAUAGGUUUAGUGUCUGUGUUUUGUGACCGCAUCGCAAAACCGUGCGAUUAGUAGACGAAAGGACGUGCCUCUCCAAUCAGAACCGAAAACAUUUGAUCGCAAGGUCAUAGGUCAACCGAUUCCUCCACAGGAAAACACAUCUGAUAUAUUCUAUACGACACUGGUGACGGCAUGUGCGUCAUAUGACAGGAAUAUGUUGUCGACCCACCUAACUUGUACACUUGGCGAAUGGGUAAAAAGAUUCUUCUACCUUGCCCGAUUUAGGUUUUCUUGUGGAUGUGAUAAUCACUCCCAAAAAAGUGAUGAAAACAUAAGAGUUUGUCACAUAAACUGAAAAUAAAAAAUUAAAGUUUUCACUCGAUGGAAGAUUUGAACCAAGGACCUUCCGUUCCGCAGCUGCUCACGUUACCACGAGACCACGGCGCUGCUGCGGUCCCAGCAUUCUUAAUGUUGCCUAUCUUGCCAUGAACUACUCAGUUUGUAUAUUUUGCUUAUUUUUUCACAGUUCCACACAACUUCUUCCUGUUUUCUCAAUUGAUCUGUGUUCAGUUUUUCAAGGCCUAUCCACUGUGCCAACUUAUAACUAUAUCUGAGGGGGGUGCGAUGGGGAGGUUCCCUUGUUAGUUAUUUAUGUUGUUUUUUGUGUGAAAUCUGCUCUUAGGAACUGUAGAGUGACAUUAUCAUUUAUUUACAAAGAUUGAUUAAAGAUGGUCAUCUUUUACUCUCUUAA